Molecule: messenger RNA, 4061 nt
Organism: Hyaena hyaena (striped hyena)
Lineage: Eukaryota; Metazoa; Chordata; Mammalia; Carnivora; Hyaenidae
Gene: CSF2RB
Product: colony stimulating factor 2 receptor subunit beta
Exons: 14
Coding region: 310-3000 (896 amino acids)
Biological process (GO): cytokine-mediated signaling pathway
Cellular component (GO): external side of plasma membrane; membrane
Molecular function (GO): cytokine receptor activity; protein binding
Source: RefSeq, a predicted model, not a curated record
CUUGUGCAGAAACAGGGCUGGCCGGUGUCGCUUCCUCUUUCUGCUUCUCUGUUUCCUAACUAGCACGUCAGCAUUAAUAGGAAGCGUGACAGGCUCCCUGUCGCCUGGACACUCCGGCAGCAGGCUUAUCUGUCCCGCCACGAAGAGGCAGAAUCCUGGAGAGAGGACUCACAGGAGCCGAGGACAUGGGUCUGGCCUGGCCUUCAGCUGAGCAAGAAUACAUGACUCCAGGGCAGUGAGGACCCCUGCCCCUUCACAGACCUGGACCCACCUAAGCCGACCACCUACUCAUUCAGAGCGGACCCAGAGAUGGUGCUGACCGUGGUGCUGCUCCCCGUAACUUUGCUGGCUCUGUUCUGGGGGCCCGGCGUGGCGGGAGCCCAAGAGACCAUUCCGCUGCGGACCCUGAGCUGCUAUAACAACUACAAGAGCCACAUCACAUGCAGGUGGGCGGACACUCGCCAUGCCCAGCAGCUCAUCAGCCUGACCCUCUUCCGGCGACUGAAUGAGGACCCUCCAGAGCCAGUGUCCUGUGACCUCAGUGAUGACAUGGACCUGUUGGGCCACGACUGUACAGGCUGCGUGCCCAGAAGAUGCGUCAUUCCCUACAAGGUUUUUGUCAUCGCCGACAAUGACUACUACUCAUUCCGACCAGACAGGCCUCUGGGCACCCAGCUCACUGUUACUCUGGACCAGAAUGUUCAGGCCCCUGCACCCAAGGACCUGCAGAUCACUCCUGCUGGGGACCGUUUCCUGCUGACCUGGACUGUGGCCCCCCCGGGUUCCCAGAGCCACUGGCUGUCAGGCCUGGAGUUUGAGGUGGUCUAUAAGCGGCUUCAGGACUCCUGGGAGGAUGCCCCCACCUUCUACUGCAAUUCCUCCCAGGCUGUCCUGGGGCCGGAGCACCUCAUUCCCAGCAGCACCUAUAUGGCCCGAGUGCGCACCCACCUGGCCCCCAGCUCAGGGCUCUCGGGGAGGCCCAGCCGGUGGAGCCUGGAGGUUCACUGGGACUCCCAGACAGGGGACAAGGCCCAGCCCCAGAACCUCCAGUGCUUGUUCGAUGGGGCCGCCGUGCUCAGCUGCUCCUGGGAAGUGUGGUCUGAGGUGGCCAGCUCAGUUUCCUUCACCCUCUUCUACAAGCCCAGCCCCAGUGCAAGGGAAGAGGAGUGCUCCCCAGUGCUGAAGGAACCGCUCGGCAGCCUCUUGGUCCAGCACCGAUGCCAGAUCCCCGUGCCCGACCCCAGGAACCACAGCCAGUACACCAUCUCUGUUCGGCCGAAGGAGGAAGAGAAGUUUAUAAAGAGCUCAGACCACAUCCAGAUGGCCCCCCCGACACUCACUGUGACCAAGAGCAGAGAUGGCUACACCCUGAGCUGGACAGAAGGGGAGAUGCUCUACAAACACAUAGGUCACACCUUCCAGAUCCAGUACAAGCAAGAUGUAGACACAUGGGAGGAGAGCAAGACGGUGACCCUCGAGAAUUCCCACGUCAUGCCACUGCCACCACUGGAGCCCGUCACCAAGUACCAGGCGAGAGUGAGGGUCAGGCCCACCCCCGGCAGCUACAACGGGGUCUGGAGCCGGUGGAGUGAGGAGUGCUUCUGGGACACUGAAUGGGUGCUGCCCACGUGGGUCCUGGCACUCAUCUUGGUCUUCACCACCUUGGCCUUGCUCCCUGUCCUGCGCUUUUGUGGCAUCUACGGGUACAGGCUGAACCGGAAGUGGGAGGAGAAAAUCCCCAACCCCAGCAAGAGUCACCUGUUCCAGAAUGGGAGUGCUGGGCUCAGGCUCCCAGGAGGUAUAUGGGCACUCCCCAUCAGGAGCUCCCUGCACAAGGGGCCGAGAGGCAGCUACGUCCCUGAUCUGGAGGGGGUGUUUCCUGCAGACUGCAGGCACAGCGAGGUGUCACCUCUCACCACCGAGGACCCGAAGGACGUGUGUGAAUCACCACCUGAGCCUGACACAGCUCCGGCCACUUCCGACCUGGGCGCGGAGCAGCCCCCCAACCCCCAGCCAGGCCCGUCGGCCCCCAAGGGCAGGCCUGAGAGCCAGCAUUCUGGCUUUGACUUCAAUGGCCCCUACCUGGGGCUGCCCCGCAGCCACUCGCUGCCUGACAUGGCGGGCCCGCCCGCGUCCCCGCAGAGAGGCGGGGGCCCGAAGCCACAGCCCUCAGGGCCCCUGGAGUACCUGUGUCUGCCCGCGGGAGGGCAGGUUCAGCUGGUCCCACUGGCCCAGGUGAUGGGACAGGGCUGGGCCAAGGAUUUGGAGAGGACCCCUGGCCCGGCGGCUGGAGGGAACCCCUCCCUGGAGUCGGGGGCUGGCCUUGCCUCUCCUGUUCACAGGCCGACAGUGGGCGGUCAAGGCCCAAAGGACAGAGCGCUCACAGCUCUGCCCACGGGCUCUGGGGGCCCCGAGGAUGGCAUUACGGCCUCUGGCUACGUCACCACUGCAGACCUGGCCCUUCCCUUGCCCACAGCACUGCCAUCUGUCUGCAAGGUCCACCCUCCGGGCUCGCCCUCAGCCCAGAGCCCCAGCCUCAGUCUUGGGCCGGCUGGUGAGCCCUGUGGCGUCCCAGCCCCCAUGAGGCCAGAAAUCGAGGGCUAUGUGGACAUCCCUCCAACCCCAGGCCAGUGUCCCAAGUCCCCUCUGGGCAGUCCCGCCCCUCCUGCACCCAGCAGCCCCGCCCUGAGCCCAGGGGAGCCCAGAGUGGAGGUGGCCCCCGUCUCCCCACACCCCGAGGGGCUCCUGGUCCUGCAGCAGGUGGGUGACUACUGCUUCCUGCCUGGCCUGGGACCUGGCCCGCUCUCACCCCAGACAAAGCCCUCUCCCCCAGGACCCUGCCUUGAGACCGGAGACCAUGACCCCAUGUUCCAGGCCAAGAAGACCCUGUGCCCGGCCGUCCCCCAGAUGCCAGCCGUCCGGCAUUUCAAAGCCCUGAAGCAGCAGGACUACCUGUCACUGCCCCCCUGGGAUGUGGGCAGGCCUAGGGAGGUGUGCUGAGCCCCUCCAGGUCCCGGGGUGGUCCCCCUGCGCCCCUCCGCACUCACCUCUGCAGAGCCAAGGAGGGGGUUGGAGCAGGUGGAGACGUGGAAGUCAGUCAGUCAGCCUCCUAGCUUCUCACUUGACCUUGGGCCAAUUCUCUCCCCACUGCCUCCCGAUCUCUCACACAGACAAGCGCGCUCGCGCACGCACACACACACACACACACACACACACUCUCUCUCUCUCUCCUGUCGUGUGAAGUUCAUUUUAAGCUCCAAACUAUUGGUGCUCUCUGUAUACUCAUUCCAUUGCCCACUUUUUUUUUUUUUUUAUCAGAUUUCCUUGCUUUUGCCCCCAUCUUCUUUCUCUUUCCAGGGAUUUAUCAUUCUAGGGAGUUUGAGGUCCAGGCUAAGCCCAUGCGGAGAGGACGCAUCUCAGCCCAAGCCAGGACAUGUCCCGUCCGGUGGUGUUAAGGGCUUGCGUCUACAGCUUGGUCCUGGCAGGGGUGAAUGCCAGGGGGAGGGAAGAGGCGCCCAGGGAGGGUCCUGGGGGAGGGGUGAAGGCUUGGAAGAACAGUGCAGCCCAGGCACUAGGACAAAAUACCAUUGACAACGACGGUCACUCCAAGCAAUGGGGCAAGAGAGGAGCUGUUCUGAGCCCGUGGGGGCCCCUGCUGGUCUCACCGCUGUGACUGAGGAGGUGGGGACUGCAGGUCGCCAGCCUGAGUGAGCAGUGUCCCUGCAGCCCGGUGUCCCUUCUACACCCGGGCUGGUGGGGCCGAAAUUCGGAAGCAAGGGAAUCCCGAACCCACAUGCACUCUAGAAAUGUUGGAAAGAACCACUCGCCAAAGGGAAAAAGGAAGAUGAGCAAAAGCUUGUACGCUUUGGGGCUAAUAGUCGACGUGGCCCUCCCGCCCUCCCUUCCUCCAGAUCAGCAUUACAGCCCCCACCCCCACUGGCCGUGGACGAGGGGAUUCUGAUCUACAUCUGGGCCUCCACGGAGGAUUACAGUUUCUUAAAAUCCUUGCCUUUCUGAUAUGCAAAAAAAAAUGGCAUUAAAUCAUUUAUAUUUGCAUUAUU